AACUUGGUCACCGGUUUCCUCCAGAUUUCAGAAUCAUUUCAGACUCGAUAGACGACGGAUACCCGAUAUCGGUCCGGGUGGCCAAUUUUUGCACGAAGAAGAUCCAUCCAAUGACCUUUUGGACGAAUGGGACCUGCUGGCCAACUCCGAAGCCAAGCUUUGUGGUGGGUCUUGGUCAAUUUUCAUUAUGUAUAGAGAAUCCAAAGUAUGGGGCGACGGAGAACUUCGCCUCACACCGGGGUGGAUCGGCACCACAAUACGGAGUAAUGAAAACUUAGUUGUCGAGUCAUAUAUCAGCAAGACGAUCCGCCCUGAACUGCAUUCACUGUCUUUAAAGCUUGUUGCGCCUUUUGUCUGGUCUCUCUUGCCUCCCUUGCUAUUAAUCGAAUUGAAACACCAUGGAGGCCAUCAACGCGAACCCUCCCGCAUACAGGAAUGAGAAAGUCGAAGAGACCAAGUACACCUCGGACUAUGAGGAGGAGGGCCAACUCAAGACUGGCCAGGUUGCAGAUGCCUUUGGAAACGAGGAGUCUGCAGAGAUCAAGUAUAAGACGUUGAAGUGGUGGCAAUGUGGCUUGCUCAUGAUCUGUGAAUCCGUGUCGCUCGGUGUGCUAUCCCUGCCGGCUGCUGUGGCUACUCUGGGUCUUGUCCCAGCUGUCAUUCUGAUUGUCGGUCUUGGUCUGCUCGCAACCUACACUGGAUACAACAUUGGUUUAUUUAGAGAGAGAUACCCUAAAAUCCAGAACCUUGGAGAUGCCGGAGAGAUCCUGAUGGGCCCUAUUGGCCGGGAAAUCUUCGGUCUGGGUCAAUUCUUAUUCUUUAUCUUCGUCAUGGGAAGCCAUAUCCUGACCUUUCGGGUCAUGAUGAACACUAUCACUGAGCAUGGCACCUGCUCGAUCGUCUUUAGUGUUGUUGGCACGGUUAUUUCCAUGGUCCUCUCGAUCCCCCGUACCAUGAAGGGGUUGACAUGGAUUUCGUUUGCAUCGUUCCUCAGCAUUUUUGGCGCCGUCAUGAUUACCAUGGUCUCUGUCGGUGUGCAAGAUCACCCCGGCCGCAUUAUCGAGGCGACAGUCGACACCACUCUCUACUCCGGAUUCCAGGCUGUUUCCAACAUAGUUUUUGCCUACUGCGCCCACGUUGCCUUCUUCGGCCUGAUCGCCGAAAUGGAAAACCCCAAAGAUUUCAAGAAGUCGCUGUUCAUGCUUCAAUCCUUCGAGAUUUGCUUGUAUCUCACUGCCGCCGUGGUGAUUUACUACUUUGUCGGCAAAGACGUAGCAUCACCGGCUCUGAUCUCUGCAGGGCCUGUGAUGAAGAAGGUCGCUUUCGGCAUUGCUAUUCCUACGAUUGUUGGAGCGGGUGUGGUCAAUGGUCACGUCGGUCUCAAAUACAUAUAUUUCCGUCUUUGCCAUAAGUCGGAUCUGAUCCACAGCCGUAGCAAACGCUCUGUCGGAAUCUGGAUCGGUCUCGGUCUGACUUGCUGGGUUGUCGCCUGGGUCAUUGCAGAGGCCAUUCCCGUGUUCAGUGACCUGAACGGGUUGAUUAGCGCGCUCUUCGCCAGUUGGUUCAGCUAUGGGCUCAGUGGUGUCUAUUGGCUUCAUCUGAACUAUGGGCAGUGGUUCGCCAGCCCUCGUAAGAUUCUGCUCACCAUCCUCAACAUCUCCAUUGCCCUGUUCGGUCUGGCCCUCUGUGUCUUGGGCUUAUAUGCAUCAGGCACGGCCAUCCACAAUGAUACCAGCAGCAGCAGCUUCAGCUGUGCCAAUACGGACGCUUAGGUCUUUUUUUGUAAAUAGUUAAUUGUACAUAGACAUGUCCGUUUGACACGCAGUUGCAUUAGAGCCAUGAUUUUUCAUACUUGCUAUGUUGGCCUCCUAACAUCUACCUUGGAAAGUUCGUAAAAUCUGUUUCGAUACGACCAUCAUGAGGGAACAUUACCAAUCAUUCCUGUUCUCCAGUCUGC
Aspergillus novofumigatus IBT 16806 is the source of this 1957-nucleotide messenger RNA. Its product is annotated as neutral amino acid permease. The coding region runs from base 399 to 1772 and encodes 457 amino acids. Gene Ontology annotation, molecular function: amino acid transmembrane transporter activity. The transcript has 7 exons. Gene Ontology annotation, cellular component: vacuolar membrane. Lineage: Eukaryota; Fungi; Ascomycota; Eurotiomycetes; Eurotiales; Aspergillaceae. Gene Ontology annotation, biological process: amino acid transmembrane transport. The record is from RefSeq and is a predicted model, not a curated record.